Molecule: messenger RNA, 1746 nt
Organism: Besnoitia besnoiti
Lineage: Eukaryota; Apicomplexa; Conoidasida; Eucoccidiorida; Sarcocystidae
Exons: 1
Coding region: 1-1746 (581 amino acids)
Source: RefSeq, a predicted model, not a curated record
AUGACACCGCAACACCCAACGGGAAGCGAUGCCGGGCCUCGUGUGCCCUAUCACCACUGCCUAUCUCGUGAGGCGAUCUCCUGGAUGCCCCUCAAGCAUGGGGCCCAAGUAUACCGGUUGUUCACCCACGCCCUACUUCGUGCUGUCUGCACGUCCUCAAAUGCGGCGUUCCAGCGUACUCUGCGUGACCGCAUCAAAAGCAAGAACAGCUUCCGGCAGAAAUGCGAAGCUCUCGGAGAGUGUCUGAUACGGGUACUCGGGGCAACCGCGGCGACUGCGCUGAAGCGGUUGGAGCAUCCUGAACUCAUGGCCGCCGUCAUGCACAUCAGCGGCCUCGAAGUGCUCCACGGCCUUCUGUCAGAAAAUGCUAACGAUCUAUCUUUCUUGCACCGUGAAGGCAACGGGCUUCCGACUUCCACAAAUUUCUUCUCUCGGCACACCAGGGAACGGGGGUGUUGUUCCUUCCCAGUACCUUAUAUCGCCCUGGAAAAUUCAAUGGAGGGUGACGCUGUCGUCUACAUUUGCCAUGGCAGCCCAGUAUGUGGCUCGUCAGCAGCAGAGACUGAUUCUGGAAGAUGUGCUGAGCAGCACAGUGUUGAGGAGGACAAGUCCAAUGAUUCAAGAGUGCCAGCAGAGGAGGCUACACCACAGUCUGAGCUGACGCUCCGCCAACUCGAGGAGCUGGUUGCGCACGGUCAACAGUACCUCUCAUCAGUUGAGCACCAACUGAAAAACUUUUGGACGUUCGCGCCUUGCUUUUCCUGGUUGUUGCGGCAACAGCUGGCAACUCGCGCUCACCCUGCGGAAGGGACGCACACGCCCCAGUUCCUCAACGUGAGCACACAAGAGCGCACCUUGAACCGGGAACCCGGACUGGCGCCAGCCGAAUUGGACGUGAGCCACCUGCCCGACGAUGGGCAGGGGCGGCCUCUUUCCAAGGUCAGAGGGCUGGAUCCUGCAGCAGUUCUGGGCCUUUGCAGCUCCCAUCGACCUCGAGGACCAGUGACUGACUACGCAGACGACGGGCGAACCGCUUCACGAGGCCCACAAGCGUCUGGUCCCAGCUUGGAAGCCGGAAACCUUGAGUGUGAGCCGACCGGCCUUCCUACCUCUGCUUCGCGCGGGCGGCCAAAAGGAGGCUUUUCCGCUUGCCCUCUCCGACACAGUCGGACACAAGCGCCCGAGCACGUGGAUGCUUGUGAACCGCCCGGGUGCAUCCGUGGUCACGGGGAGAAGCCAUCCCCUCAUGAGGUUUCUCAAGCUUCACCACGUGCCGACGAGAACGUGGAACACGUACCCAUCGUCUCUUUGGCGGAGAUUAGGAAUUUGUCAGCUUUAGACCAGGGCGCCGGAAAACGAGCGAUUCGAAAAGAGACCCCGAGGCAGCGGAAAACACCAGUGUCCGGAGGUCUUUCCGUGCAAGUAGACGCCACGGAUGCAACGAAAGGAGACAUGGCCGAAGCUUCAGUGUUUUCUGUGGGGUCAACCUCUGAGGCUGCAGAACCUUCCCCGCACAUAGAAAUGUUGCGGGACUCAGAGGCGACGACUUCAAGACUCGACAAAGAGACCAGCGAUGAUGAAUGGGCGAUUAUCACGGGCGGCAGGGAACUGGAAGAAAUAUGCGAAGCAGUCUACCAAGAGUCGCUGAGACUCCAGGAACUCGUCGAAUUCUACGAGGAUUUCGCCAACGAGUGUCUGCAGCGGCACGGACACGAAGCGCGAGUUGCUUUAGGCGGUGGACGAUGA